This is a messenger RNA of Fulmarus glacialis (Northern fulmar), 638 nucleotides long. Its product is annotated as KN motif and ankyrin repeat domain-containing protein 1-like. The record is from RefSeq and is a predicted model, not a curated record. NCBI's taxonomy places the organism in Eukaryota, Metazoa, Chordata, Aves, Procellariiformes, Procellariidae. Gene Ontology annotation, cellular component: cytoplasm; cytoskeleton. The annotation marks the transcript as partial. The transcript is spliced from 5 exons. Gene Ontology annotation, biological process: negative regulation of actin filament polymerization. Gene Ontology annotation, molecular function: protein binding.
GAGCCCUGAAGUCCAUCAUGAAGAAGCGGGACGGUCCUCCCCGGAGCGAGGCUGAGGGCAGCAAGAAGAGCCUGCAGUUUGUGGGCGUGCUGAACGGGGAGUACGAGAGUACGUCGAGCGAGGAGGAGGAGGAAGGAGACAGCUCCUCCGAGAAGGCUUCAGCCGACAGCUCCGACACUCUGCCCAUCCCUGCAGGGGUCUGUAAUGUGGACCACCAGAACAAAGCCGGCUACACAGCUCUCAUGCUGGCAGCACUGGCUGCCGUCGAGUAGGAAGAUGACAUGAACGUGGUCAGGAGGCACUUCAGCAUGGGCAAUGUCAACGCCAAGGCCAGCCAGGCUGGCCAGACAGCGCUGAUGCUGGCUGUCAGCCAUGGCCGGCAGGAGAUGGUGGAAGCCCUGCUUGCCUGCGGAGCCGACGUGAACCUGCAGGACGAGGAAGGCUCAACUGCGCUGAUGUGCGCCUGCGAGCACGGCCGCGUGGAGACGGUGAAGCUGCUGCUCGCUCAGCCCACCUGCAACAUCUCCAUCGUGGACAGCGAUGGUAACAAUGCUGUCGCCAUCGCGCUGGAGGCCGGCCACAGCAACAUCGCUGUGCUACUCUACGCCCACCUCAAUGACAUGAAGGCACAGCUGCCC